Molecule: messenger RNA, 5032 nt
Organism: Bubalus bubalis (water buffalo)
Lineage: Eukaryota; Metazoa; Chordata; Mammalia; Artiodactyla; Bovidae
Gene: C24H16orf96
Product: chromosome 24 C16orf96 homolog
Exons: 20
Coding region: 1592-4891 (1099 amino acids)
Source: RefSeq, a predicted model, not a curated record
GCUCUGCGAGCCAGCGGGGACCACGGUGCCCGGCGUGCACCGCGCGGGUGCCGCGGGAGGGGGCGGAGAGGUGGCUUCGCGGCCGGAGGUCGUCCCUCUCCCUGCGAGGGCCGUGAGCGCCCAGCCCUGCUCCCGAGGGACUCCACGGGAAGCCGUCUAGAAUGGUCGGGGCGACUCACCGUCGCCGCGGCACCAGCGGCAGCCGCAAUACCAAGAACGACCACCUCCGCAGCUCGCAGUCGGGCGUCUGUCAGAAGGAGGCGGGUUGGAGGCAACUGGAGUGAACUGAGUACAGCUGUGUAAUCUAACACUCCAGUCCUCCGCAUCCUCCUUACCACCCGGCCUCCACCCACCAGGCUGACGCACACUGGCUUGAAAGCCUCAAACACAAUCUUGUGAUCAUCCCGAGAGACACAACUGACAGCACUGAGGACCUCCUUUGCACCAGCUGAGGGUGGCUGGAGUCAACCCCAGGAUGCUCAUCUCAGUAUCUAGAGAGAAGCGUGCGGGGCAGGAGGUCAUUAGCUGGACUGUGUGUGGUUAGACCUCCCGCUUUCGUACACGUGAGUUGUCCGGUCCUCUCACUGAGCAGGCCCUGCACUUCAGGCUUUGGACAGCGGACAUCACCCGCCACAAUGCAAGUGGUUGUCAGAAACAAAAUGGGCCAUGGUUCUAGUACCAGAUCCUGAAGAUAGAGACCUUGAUUGCCAAACCCAGACCAUGAAAACCACCCCAGAGUCAGACUGGUCUUUCCCUAGAGACUCCAUUGACUUUUUUUUGGAGGCCCAUCAUGAACUGCAUACUUGAUCGAUGGUUUAUGUGAAAUUUACACUGAUGCUACAAAAAGUGUCUGCUCCAACAUGAAUUCUCUUCAGUUACACAAGGAGAAAUUCAGGGCUUGCUUCGGUAUCUGCUAGUGAACUGACAUUUAUUCAGUUUGUUGGGCUCCCAGAGCAGGAACCUAGGGUUUCCUAACUCCAAGGAGGAGUCCUGAUACUAGAGGCUUCUGAGAAGUGAGCUGCUUCUCUGUCACCCCCCUGCCUGCUUCCCAGAAGGGGUCAUUGGCUCUUACAUAACUGAAGGACUUGAAUUAAGUCAGCCUGGGGACUUCCCUGGAGGUCCAGUGGUUAAGAAUCUGCCUCCCAAAGCAGGGGACACAGGUUCCAUCCCAGGUCAGGGAACCGAGAUCCCACAUGCCACAAGGGCAACUAAGCCCGCCCGCCACAACUACCAAACCUCCGCAUCUCAACUGGAGAGAAGCCCCAAGCGACUUAGCAUGCACAGCGUAUUUAUAAAAGAUGGCCCAUGGGUCUGUCGGAACAUUCCUCAGUGACUAACUGAGCAGCUACUCUGCCCACCCUAGGCUCUCGGAAGCUCACCCACUCGCCCAUGUUCUCUGGUGUCCUAGCAACUGGAAAGUGAUCUGAGCUCCGACCAGGGCAGAAGCCAUUCUCUCCCUGACCACUGUGUCUUGCAGGCUCCCCAGGAGCCUGAGGACCUGUCCGUGCCACCCAAGGGCCCACUGAAAGCCACCACUUGUCCCCACGCACGCCCAGAAGGCCGACUGGGGACAGCCCAUGACCCUGGCAAAAUGAGCUUCUCGCUCAAGUUCUCGGAGCUGGUCAACAUCGCCAUCCCGCAGUGCGGGGUGGUGAACUUCAAGGCCCUGCACUUCCUGCUCCACGGCAUCCUGGAGCACAUCCACAUGGCGGAGCUCGAGAAGGACCUCUCAGGGGAUGAGGACUUCCUCCAAGCCUCUGUGUCAGUCACAUUCCCGCCACGGGAAGGGGACGCCCAACCCACCCUCAGCCCCCUGAAGAGGCUCGGCAACAUCUUCGACCACCUGGUGAGCCGCGUGGACAUGCUGGAGAGCCAGCUGGCCGUGCUGAGGGACAUGCCGUCCACCGCCCAGCUGCUGGAGAGCAGCCAGGGCACCAGGCAGCCUGCCCAGGAGCUGUGGAACCUGAUCAGGCUCCGGAAGAAGGUGGAGGGCAACGAGGAGGCUGUGGCCAAGUCCAUAAGAACCCUGCAGGAUCUGCUCACAGACAUUUAUGCACUCAAGGUCUCCGUUGAAACCCUCGGGAAGGAGGUGGCCAUGCUGAAAGACGUGUUUGAGAAGAUCAGUCCACAAAGAAUAGACACCUUCUCAGAAGAUUUGAGAGGGCAGAACCGGAAGAUGAGUGCACUGCAGCAGGAAGUGACUUCUCUCCAGAGCAAGGUGACUGCCAUCCCCAAACCCGAGGACCUGGUGCUCUGGAGCAGUCUCCAUGAGGCCAUGUUCAUCCCAGGAGCUGCUCCACAACUGCUGGGAGACUCCGACCUGUGGCAGAUUGCGGAGCUCGCCUCGGAGACCGCCGUUGCCCAGACAGCUGAGGACCGUGGAGGAGGGCGUCCCAGCCACUUCUCCGAGGCCAUCCAGCACCCCAGGUUCCUGGAGACCGUCUGGCAGUACCAGGCGCCAGGGCAGCUGCUGGAGGAGGAGCCUGCCCAAGCAGCUUUGCUCCUUGGGGCCGAGGGGCCAGACCAGCCCCAGGUGCCAGAGCCUGGGCCUGGGCCUGGGCCUGUGUUGGGACCCAGGCCUGCACCUGGACCUGGGCCUUCAUCUGGACCUGGGCCUGCACCUGGACCUGGGCCUGCACCUGGACCUGGGCCUGUGUUCGGACCCAGGCCUGCUCCUGGGCCUGGGCCUGCGUUCGGACCCGGGCCUGCCCCUGAAUUGGAACCUGCCCUGGGCCUUCAACCCACACCAUCAGGAUCCUGGACUGUACCACCACAAGGCUGGCCUCCUCCCAGAGGCUUUCCCAGGACCAGCCCUGGGCCUUUCUGGGGCUUCCAGCCUGGCCUAGGCCCAAUGGGCUUCCCGCCUGCCAGGUUCCGGGGCUUCAGGGCCCCACCCCUAGCCAUGGAGUUGGGCUCAGCUUGGCCUCGUUCACAGCAGUCCGUGUACUACCCGGGAGACAUGUCCAAGCUCUCUGCUCUCUCAGAAAAGGAGGAAGAAUACUCCUCCGUGGAAAGGGAGGACCCUCGGGACAGAGCCCCGAGGGCUGAGGUCCCGCCAGGAGGCCUCCCUAAGGGAUUCCGGUCUGCCGUUCAGCAGAUGAAACCCAGUGCUGCCCUCACGGCCACGGCCGCUGCCUCCUACACCUCUGAUGUGGCCACAUCAGCAGCCCGGGCGGCCAAGGCCGCUGCCAAGCUGAUCAGGGACGCCCCCGCCACCAAAUUGGCCACUGUAGCAACAGCCGCAGCCACAGCCGGGCCCUUAGGGGUCCUUGCAGAAUUUCUGGGAGCGGGGCCCUCGCGCGGGGCCUUCCCCGGGGGCGAGGUGGAGGAUUUGCUGGAGGUGGAGGAUGAGGACUUGCUCUCUCCUGCAUACUCUUCUGCCUUUGUCCCUCCCGACACGGCCCUGUCCCAGGCCAUGCUGGCUGCUAAACAUGCCACGACCCCCGAAGACAAGAAGAAGGCCGUCAGGUAUUCCAUGAGCCACAUAGCCCAGAUGCCUGUCAGACACGACACCCUGAAAGAAGAGUUUGCCCAGCUGUCAUCUAACCUGCAGCAGCGUAUGACUUAUCUAGCUAACAUGGGAGCCUCUUCCAAGCUUGGGUCAACAUUGGACAUCUUGCAGGAAAAGAUUGGCAACCUCCAGAAAUCCAGGAUGAAGGAGGAGGAACUUGAGAGAGUUUGGGGCCACCAGAUCGAGAUGAUAAAGGACCACCACAUCGUGCUGGACAGGGCAGUGAACAGGCUCCAGAUUCGCCUGGAUGAGUUAAAGGUUGUCUAUGCUCAACUAAGAAACCUAGAAAUGUACAAGGCAGACCGAAAUGAGAUGGAGCAGGAGUUGAAAGAGAAGGCCGACAAGAGCUCCCUGGCAGGCAAGGCAAGCCGGGCUGACCUGGACACAGUGGCCAUGCAGCUGAAUGAAAUGAUUCAGGGCAUGCUCUUCAGGGUGGUUGCCAAUGAGGAUGACUGGAAGAAGGCUGUGGAGCAGUUGGACAAAGACGUACGUACCAAGCUGGUUCCCAGAGAUUUGGAUGAUCUGAAGAAAGACAUGGACGAGGUCUGGAAAGUUGUCAGGAAGCUGCUGAUUGAAGGCUUCCAUUUUGACCCCGACAAUGCUGCCGGCUUUAGGAGGAAACUGUUUGAGCGGGUGAAAUGCAUCUCCUGCGACCGGCCCGUGGAGAUGAUGACCAGCCCGCAACUCAUCACCAUUCGCAACACCCACCUGCUGCCAUGGCUGCGGCCGGCCAGCGCCAACAGCUACGAGUACCUGCAGCGCCAACAGAUGAGGGAACAACAGCAGCUGCAGAAACUGCAGAACCUCGGAGUCCCUGAGAGGAGCCUGGACUCACUGGGCCCCCCACAGGACUGGGGUGAUGGCCCCAGAAAUGACACCAACCUCGAGUUCAAGCCAUACAGCUUGUCGACAGUCUACCCCUAUGGGGACCCUGAGUUGUUGGACUAUGACUCUGCCGAGGUGGACCUCCUGGGAGUGGAUGGGAUCCUGUACAAGGGCCGAAUGACCAGCAAGGACAAGGCGCGGCCGCUGACCAGUGCGGAGAAGGAGCUGGCAGCUGUGAAGGUCCCACAUCCCCCGGCCCGAAGCCCGCAUGAGGGUGCCCGCCUGAGUGCCCUAUUUGGUGCCAUCUCCUCUGCCCUGCCCCCCCGCGCCAGCAUGGGCUCAGCCGCCUCGGGCCCUCCACCAACGAUGCCCGCUCGGCCUCCGUCUCUCCCACCCGUGCUGCUGCUGCCACCACUGACACCAUCUCUUCAGGACACCCAGCCGGCCCCCCAGCCGGCCCCAGGGGCUGCCAGGCACCCACGGUCCCUGCGCCUCGAGUCCCGAGCCAGCCUGCAGUUCGCCAAGGAGCCCAGCAACCCGACUGCGUCCAAAUGAAGCCGAGCGCUUCCUGAGCCCCGUGACCUACGCUGCCUUGGGGGACAUCAGCCAGUGCAGCCCUGGCCCCACCCCCGUAGCAGAGAUGAGUAUUUUUAUCAACUUCUCCCCAGAAUAAAACCUUUUACUUUUCUGACUGUG